AUGUAUCGGGCAGCGCCAUCGACUGGUGCUGGCGAGUCCAUCCGCCAAAAGGCAAUGGACGUCAACCGGUCUCUGCGGAACAUUAAGAAUGAACUCGAGACCCUGCUCGAGAAGGGUGCCAUCACUGACGACGCCUUUACCAACAUCCACGGCAUGCUUCCACAGGAAUGGAGUCUGCGUGACGGACCGCCAGCGAGUGCAGCAGCAGCAACUUCAGCAGCACGUGCCAUGUCCCCAGCUGCUGCUCCUGUCGCUGUUGCCACGCCUCCGCUGCCUGCCCGCCGCACGCCCCAGCCAGCGCCCAUCGAGCCGGAACCCGCUCCGAUCCCAGAUCCGGCCUCUGAUACCGAUGCUGACGGCCGCACAGCCAUAGGCUAUGCCACAGCCAAGUACCGCUACGAUGCACCCAACGAGGGCGACCUCGGCUUCGAGCGGGGCGAGGCCGUGGCCGUGUACAGCCAGGUCAACGCGGACUGGUGGUUGGGCCGCAACCUGCGUUCCGGUCAGGUGGGCAUCUUCCCGCGACAGUACGUCAAGCCGGAUGCGGCACUGGCCGACCUUGAGCGCGCCGGCCGGGUGCCGUCAGCAGAAGAGGCAGAGGCCACAGCUCGCAACGGCGGGCCGCCCGACUACUACAGCCAGCAGAACCAGAACCAGAACCAGAACCAGUACCAGCAGCCGUACUUUGCCGAGAAGACCACCCAGCAGCAGUCUUACGGCCAGCCGCAGCAGUACGGACAACAGCCGUAUGGCCAGCAGCCAUAUGGCCAGCCUUCGUAUGCUCAGCAGCCUUCGUAUGGUCAACCGCAGUAUGGCCAGCAGUCCUACGGCCAGCCUUCGUAUAGCCAGCCGCAGUACGAGCAGCACAACCAGCCCAGCCAGCCCAACCAGCCCAUGCCGGCCAACGGCGAGGGCAGUGCUGCACCUCCCGAGGACGACAAGAUGAAGAAGACGGGCAAGAAGAUCGGUGGCAAGCUGGGAAAUGCCUUUGUGACGGGCGUGGGCUUUGCUGCGGGUGCCGAGUUGGUCAGCGCGAUUCUGUAG
Messenger RNA from Grosmannia clavigera kw1407, 1044 nucleotides. RefSeq names its product sh3 domain containing protein. Bases 1 to 1044 code for a protein of 347 amino acids. Gene Ontology annotation, molecular function: protein binding. The transcript has 2 exons. NCBI's taxonomy places the organism in Eukaryota, Fungi, Ascomycota, Sordariomycetes, Ophiostomatales, Ophiostomataceae. The record is from RefSeq and is a predicted model, not a curated record.